GGUUGUAUCCCAACGUCUGGGUCUUCCCUCUUGCAUCACACCUGGCCUGAGCAGGGCUGUGCUCCGCGCACCGAGGGGCGGCGAGCAAAGCUCAGCCCAGGUGGGAGGGACUGGGCUCCUGUUAAAUCCAGGGCUCCCAGAGGACUGGGUCCCUGCACUGACUCACCCUUGUGCUGAUUUUAUGAGCUCAAGGUGCUGUUGGAGGUGUUGCAAGAGUGGUGCACAGGAGGGGACGAGCCGUGGCAGCUCAGAUUCUUCUUCUGCUCGAGACGCUGGAUUGAAGAAGGGGCCUGAGGUUCCUGGUGGAGAACGGGAGGCGAGGAGGAGGAGGUUUCCCUUGGACUCUUAGAGCGUCAGACCAGAAAACCACACCAUGUCACAGGUCAUACACAACCACGUGCUGCGCGUUGGACAGACCGUGUGCGUUUCCUCGCAGGAGGAAAGCAAGAGCUUGCACCUGGCGGGGUACCCGGGCUGCUCCGCGCUGCCCAUGAAGUGCACGUACUACUCGACGGAGAGCUGGGCGGACCCCCCCACCAUGGUGCACACCACGGCGCGUCUGCUUCCCAGCGCCGGGCUGUACGAAGCCCACCCCGCGUUUGAGCGCGUGGCUGCUCACACGCAGGGGAAGGGGCAGCAGGAGGGACCCACUGCACCACCUCAACCCAAGGAGGAGGACGCUGUCCCUGAGACCCACCUGGAGUCUCCCACCUUGGACAUAUCCAUAGAGAGUCUCAACCAGCUGAUCCUAGAAAUCGAUCCAACCUUCCAGCCGCUCACGUGCAAGCCGGUGAGGGAUGCAGUCCAACCUGCUUCUCGGGGUGACGCUGCUGCCACCGACAAGCAAGAUCCGGAGGGAAUAGACAUUAAAUACAUCGAGAUGACGCCAGGCAGAGCCCCGUGUCCCGAGCUGCUGCAAGGGUCUCCCAGCCCAUCGGCCACGCCAUUCUCUAGGUCCCCCCAGGGCAACGGCUUCCUGCCCCAAAAAGGGGGACUCAGAGGCAGCUACAGCACGAGCGACAGUGUGGUUUUCUCCAGCCCGCCCAGACCCGCGAGCCCCCGCUCAGGCACCCCAACUUGCAGCAAAGCGUCUGAGUGCGUCACCGUCCCCCGGCAGUGUGUGGCUGGACAGACAGACAGCAUCUCCUACGGACCUGGGGCUCUCGGCACCUCCCUGGGCUUCGACAGUUUGCUGAAGCCUGUGCAGGUGGUGAGGGCCCAGCAGAGGAGCAGCUGGGUCUCCAUGCUCUCCACCAGCCCCGGCUCGGACACCAGUUACAUCCUUGGAAGCAGCACCCACUCGCUCCACAACGAUGACUCAGAUGCUCACGCCGCUGCCAGCCCGUCCCCUGCCAGCUCCAUGGGCAGCCCCCACCUGCCUUCCCCGAGCACCAGCUCCCACUCUGGAGAAGCUUUUGGCUUGAGUCCCCACCAACCCAGGGCAACCGGCUCCAUCAAAGCCACCACCUCCCCAUCUGAAAAGGGACAGGCCAGCAGCUGCCCCCCCUCCAUCCUCAACUCUGCAGCCGACAUCCCGGUGCUGCUGGUGAACGGUUGCCUGGAACAAGGAGACGCAUCUUCCAAGCCGACCAAAGCCUCCCCAGUGUCCGUCAAGCAGAGCCCCCCUCCCAGCUGCAGCCCAGCAUCGAGGCUCGGUGGCCUGAACAACGCGCUAUCGGCACCCGUGCUGUCCUGCGUCCCAGACAGUCCCCUCAGGGCUGAGCAGCCGACCAUGAAGUUCGUGAUGGACACAUCGAAGUACUGGUUCAAACCGAGCAUCACCAGGGACCAGGCGAUCCAGCUGCUGAGGGACAAGGAGCCAGGCACGUUCGUUGUGCGGGACAGCACGUCGUACCGAGGGUCUUUCGGGCUGGCGAUGAAGGUUCCUGUCUCUCCAUCCAGCAGCCAGACAGGUGGUGACAGCAGUGACCUCGUCCGGCAUUUCCUCAUCGAGUCGUCUGCCAAAGGGGUGCGCCUGAAAGGGGCCAGCGAGGAGCUGUAUUUCGGGAGCCUCUCUGCCUUCGUGUACCAGCAUGCCAUCACCCCGCUGGCACUGCCCUGCAAGCUCAGCAUCCCCACCCGAGAUCUUGCUGAUGGAGAAGACAGCCCCGACUGCGCUCCUGAAUCCGCGCCGUCCCCGCUGACGAAGGCUGCAGUUUGCAACGUCUUGUACCUCAACUCGGUGAACGUGGAGACGCUCACGGGAGCCCCGGCCAUCCAGAAAGCCAUCUCCUCCACCUUCGAGAUGGAGACGCUGCCCACACCCACCCUGGUGCACUUCAGGGUGACGGAGCAGGGGGUGACGCUGACGGACAUCCAGAGGAAGGUGUUUUUCAGGCGGCACUACCCCUUGGCUUCCAUCAGGUUUUGCGGGAUGGAUCCUGAGAACAGAAAGUGGCAGAAGUACUGCAAGUCCUCAAGGAUCUUUGGGUUCGUGGCCAAAAGCCAGACAGAUUCGGAGAACCUGUGUCACCUGUUUGCGGAGUAUGACACUGUGCAGCCAGCAUCACUCGUCAUCGACCUCCUCUGCAAACUGCUGACGGGCCCCUGAAGGACAGAAACCCAGGGACAGCUCAGGGCUGGCAGAUGCCCACACGCUGCCGAGCUUCUACCACUCACCCUUUCCUGCUUGGGUUGCAUUUUGGCAACAAUUCGUAUUUAUAUAUAUGUAUAUUUUUUAUGUACCGUCAUGUCAAGAGUCACAGUGAAAGAUUUUAUGCUCUGCGGGGGGGAGAUGUUCCUCCAAGACCCUUCGCAGGGCGUCGCGCGGGCGGCCGUGAGCUGUGCUCACCAUGCGGAAUCGCCUUGCUCUGCAGGACUGAAAUACUCCAGCUGGGAUUUCUACCGGCAACGGGGGCUGCCUGUGCUCGGGGUGUCCCGGCUGAGGUGUAUUCGGUGGAGCUGACCCCCAAUGCCACCUGUGCUCAGGGUGUCCCGGCUGAGGUGUAUUCAGUGGAGCUGACCCCCCAAUGCCGCCUGUGCUCGGGGUGUCCCGGAUGAGGUGUAUUCGGUGGAGCUGACCCCCCAAUGCCGCCUGUGCUCCGGGUGUCCCAGUUGAGCUGUAUUCAGUGGAGCUGACCCCCCAAUGCCGCCUGUGCUCGGGGUGUCUCAGCUGAGGUGUAUUCAGUGGAGCUGACCCCCCAAUGCCGCCUGUGCUCGGGGUGUCCCAGCUGAGGUGUAUUCGGUGGAGCUGACCCCCCAGUGCUGCGGGAGGGGUGUCCGGUGCAGACAGGGGGGGACUCAUCUCCCUGACGAUACAACAGCAUCAGGAGGCAGUUUUGCAAAUCGAAGUGUAUAAAACCGCCAGGCCCUGCUGAAAAAUGCGUCUUCCCUCAUAGAGCGAGACACGUCGAAAGGCGGAAAUGUCAGAGCAGCUUAUUUUUGCCUGUUGCUGGUAAAUUCUCCUGCCCUUUAUUGCGAAGCGGGGUUACAGGCUAGCUCAAGCUCCAGGCGGCGUGGCAAGCUGAGAAAUAAAUGUUGACAUUUUCAUGACAGUAAAA
This is a messenger RNA of Columba livia (rock pigeon), 3500 nucleotides long. RefSeq names its product tensin 4 (gene TNS4). The transcript has 13 exons. Bases 374 to 2551 code for a protein of 725 amino acids. Lineage: Eukaryota; Metazoa; Chordata; Aves; Columbiformes; Columbidae. The record is from RefSeq and is a predicted model, not a curated record. Gene Ontology annotation, cellular component: focal adhesion. Gene Ontology annotation, molecular function: protein binding.